Colletotrichum higginsianum IMI 349063 is the source of this 7116-nucleotide messenger RNA. Its product is annotated as KR domain-containing protein. Bases 1 to 7116 code for a protein of 2371 amino acids. The transcript is spliced from 5 exons. NCBI's taxonomy places the organism in Eukaryota, Fungi, Ascomycota, Sordariomycetes, Glomerellales, Glomerellaceae. The record is from RefSeq and is a predicted model, not a curated record. Gene Ontology annotation, biological process: secondary metabolite biosynthetic process; fatty acid biosynthetic process. Gene Ontology annotation, molecular function: 3-oxoacyl-[acyl-carrier-protein] synthase activity; fatty acid synthase activity; oxidoreductase activity.
AUGCCUCACUUCCACGAGUCAUCCUCGAGCUCCUCGGACGCUGCGCCCGAGUUUGACCCCCAGAACGCUUACCAGCGCAUCGUCAGCGAUGAGGAGUACGCUGCUUCUUCGUCUUCCGAGCCACCAUUGAGUCAACAACUGGAACCUAUCGCAGUCAUCGGGAUGGGAUGUCGUCUCCCUGGCGAUGUCAGCUCCCCAUCAGACUUUUGGAAGUUGAUGAUGGAGAAGAGAAGCGGCCAGACGCCCAAAGUCCCUUCGUCCAGGUUCAACAUUGACGCACAUUUCCACUCGGACAAUGACCGCCCGGGAAGCUUUGGUGUUCUUGGAGGCUACUUUCUCAACGAGACUCUUCAAGAGUUCGAUCCGGCUUUCUUUGGCAUCACCCCAGUCGAGGCCACAUGGAUGGACCCGCAACAACGAAAGCUUUUAGAGGUCGUCUACGAAGCCUUCGAGUCAGCCGGUCUGACUCUGGACCAACUCUCCGGGUCCGAUACGGCUUGCUUCAUGGCCACAUUCACAGCCGAUUUCCAGCAAAUGUCAUUCAAAGAGCCCUCGUUCCGCCAUAGUCUCGCCGCCACCGGUGUUGACCCCGGCCUUUUGAGUAACAGGGUCAGCCACAUCUUCAACCUCCGUGGUCCUAGCAUCGUCGUCAAUACGGCAUGUUCCUCGUCCGUCUACGCCCUCCAUAACGCAUGCAACGCCCUACGAACCCAUGAGUGUUCAGCAGCCGUGGUCGGCGGCAGCAACUUGAUCCUGACCGUCGACCAGCACAUGAACACGGCGAAGCUGGGCGUGCUAUCGCCGACGUCGACGUGCCAUACCUUCAACAGCUACGCCAAUGGGUACGGCCGUGCAGAGGGGGUCGGGGCCAUCUACUUGAAGCGGCUGAGCGAUGCAAUCAGAGACGGUGACCCCAUUCGCGGCGUCAUCCGGUCCAGCGCGACGAACAACAACGGAAAGGCACCCGCGGUGGGUAUCACGUACCCCGGGUUUGAUGGGCAGAGGAACGUCAUGAGGCACGCGUACCAGCGUGGCGGCUUGGACCCCAUGCUCACGGGAUACUUCGAGUGCCACGGGACGGGGACAGCUAUUGGCGAUCCCCUGGAAGUCCACGCCGUCUCUGACAUUAUGAAUGCAACUCGGACCGAGGCAGAUGGGCCCCUGCACAUCGGCGCCGUGAAGACGAACAUCGGACAUAGCGAGGCGGCCAGCGGGUUGUCUGCCGUCAUCAAGGCUAUUCUGACAGUGGAACGGGGCAUUAUUCCCCCCACCCAGGGAGUCACUGAUCUGAAUACAAAAAUCGACUGGAAAGGUUGGCAGGUGGAUGUGCCUACGGAUCCAACGCCAUUUCCAAAGCGUUUGCCCGUCACGAGAGUCAGCGUCAACUCUUUUGGGUAUGGCGGCACAAAUGCGCACACUGUCAUCGAGAGCCCCAGAUCCCUACUCGUUGCACCGCAAAGCUACAAGUACUCGAUGGCCGGGACCACCACCAGGGGCAAAGUAGCACGCGGAGCAGUGAACCGCAACAGACCUUAUCUGUUUGUGUUUUCUGCACACGAGAUGGGGGCUCUCAGAAGAAACGUUGCGGCCCAUGGUAAGGUUGCUGCAAACUACAGCCUGCUCGACCUAUCAUAUACCCUCGCCAACCACCGCACUCGCUUCCAAAGCAAAGGUAUGGUGGUUACAACACCGGCGACCCUACCUGGGACCUUCGUCGACGGGAUUCCCGACUUUGUUCUUUCGGAUAAGAAGGAGACAUCUCACACCCUCGGCUUUGUCUUCACGGGACAGGGCGCGCAGUGGGCGCGCAUGGGCGCGCAGCUGAUGACAUACUACCCAACCUUUCUCAUGGCGAUUCGGCGCAUGGACAUGGUGCUCGAAGAUCUCGAUGAGGCCCCCUCAUGGACUCUGGAAGAGACUCUCCUCGAGGACCCGGCCGUCUCUCGCGUUAGCCAGGCCGAGUUUUCUCAGCCGCUGUGCACCGCGAUCCAAGUUGCGCUCGUCCAGCUCCUUCGACUUUGGGGUAUCAAACCUUCAGUGACCCUAGGCCACUCGUCUGGCGAGAUCGGCGCUGCGUUUGCCGCUGGGUACUUAUCCGAGUCUGAGGCUAUCUUGAUGGCGUACUACCGCGGACAAGUUGUCAAAGACAUUGAUUCCGCCGGCGCUAUGAUGGCUGUCGGCCUCGGUGCAGAGGCUGUGGCCCCUUAUCUAGAAACCUACUCGACCGAGGUCGUCAUCGCUUGCCACAACUCGCCAUCUGGUGUCACUCUGAGCGGCAAUGUCGACGCCUUGAAGGAGAUUGAAGGAACCCUACAGGCCGAAGGUGUCUUUGCACGCCUAGUCAAGACCAACGGCAAGGCAUACCACUCACGUCACAUGCUUCCAGCUGUCGAGAAAUACGAGGCCCUCGUCCGGAAAGCAAGACAGACCAGUCUCACGAGGCUUGUAUCCGAAAAGGCGAAGAUGGUGUCGUCAGUCACCAACUCUGUGUUGCCCGAGGAUGCAGUCCUUGACGAAAAGUACUGGAGCGCCAACCUCGUCAGUCCGGUCCUUUUUAACCAGGCCGUGCAGACAGCCCUUACGAGCAAGGAUGUGCCCAAGAUCGACAUCCUGAUCGAGGUGGGACCUCACUCGGCUCUCUCGGGGCCGAUCCGACAGAUCAAGGCCGAGUUGAAGGCCGAAAAGCUGCACUAUUUGCCAACUCUCGUCCGCGGGUCCCGAUGCGCUGAGCAGGUACUCAAGCUGGCUGGCGAGUUGUUCUUGCGCAAUUACCCCCUUGAUCUCGCGACAGUCACGGCAGUUGAGGAGGUGUACCCGUCCGGAAAGAUCAUCCCGCGAAGAGGUAACCUCAUUGUGGACCUGCCACCAUACCAAUGGGACAAAACCAAGAAGUUCUGGGCCGAGUCUCGCGAGAGCAAAGAGCACCGCUCGCCACGCUUUCCACGACAUGAUAUCUUGGGCCAGUUGACUGUCGGUGGUUCCUUGGCCGAGCCGACGUGGCGCAACGUUCUUCGCAUCAAGGACCUCCCUUGGCUUCAAGAUCACUCCUUGGGCGGGGAAGCAGUUUUCCCUGCGGCUGGGUACCUCUCCAUGGCCAUGGAAGCCGUUACACAGAUCAAUGAGAUGUCGGAGAGCCCAUCGGACAUCAGCUCCUAUGUGUUUAGGGACGUCUCCAUUCAGCAAGCACUGGUUACGCCUGACGACGACAACGGUAUUGAGGUCUUGUUGAACAUGCGCCCAGCAAACCUCAACGCCGACGAGGGCAGCAAGCAGUGGUGGGACUUCAACGUCUCGUCCAUUUCAUCCGAAGCGCAUCGCAAGAAUCAUAUGGCGGGAAGCAUCAGCAUCAACACAACCAAGCGCAGAGCUGUCGCGAAGCAAAUACCCAACCUGCCGCAGCGGGCCUCUGGCAAGCUUUGGAAUCAGGCGCUGAAGCAGGUUGGAUUCAACUACGGCCCGACCUUCCAAGACCUGGAGAACGUCACCUUUGACGGGGCCACGUACUGUGCGCAAGCCGAUACGAAGAUCAGGACCGCCGUGAUGAAGGGAGAGUCCCGCCACGUCCUCCACCCAGCCAUCUUGGACUCGUGCUUGCAGCUCAUGAUCGUCGCUAUCUGGGCUGGACGCGCCGGCGCCAUGAGGUUCGGAGCGGUGCCCGUCCGCGCCGAGGAAAUCGUCAUUUGGAAGCCUACGGCAGCCCAGUUGGCUGGCGACGCUGGCGCUACCGCAUUCUCCUGGAUAGACCCACGCGGCCAGAGACUGUUCAAUGCUCACAACCAACUCAUCGCAAGUGACGGGACGGUCCUGAUGGAGAUCAAUAGCAUGCGCUGCACUGCGUAUGAAGCCGCCAUUCCGCAGCGGCUGGAAGCGCCGAUGCAGCCAAAACCUUACUCCCAGUUGGUCUCCAAGCCGGAUGUCGCGUGGAUGCGUGGUGAUCAGAAGGACCUCGACGUUGUCGAUUUUGUUGAGCUGGCCGAGUUCAAGACCCCAGGCCUGCGGGUUCUUACCACAGACGCAGCCGCCGCCGGAUCCCUCAUGGCCAGGUUGCCUGGACUGCGGUUGACAGUGUUCACCAGCUCUGACGGAGUUGAGACUGAAGAGUUGAGCGAGUUCAAGACUGUCUCCUUCGAGCCGCUUGACUGGACAGCCAACUUGACGGCUCAGUCUUACGAAAAGAUCAAACACUCAUUUGACCUCGUUGUCUCCCUCAACACCACCCCCUAUGCACUGGAGCAUAUCCCCGAGCUCUUGGCAGAAGGAGGCCAGGCUAUCCUGAGAGAAGACAAAUGUCUGACUGAUCAAAGUCUCAAGGAAGCCGGGCUCUCGGGUUUUGAUUCAUCUUUGAAAGGCGGCGUGUUUGUUACCUCAAGUAUCAAGCAGGGCGACAGGUUUUCAUCGACGUCAGUUCACCUGGUGUACUGUUCAACUGUCACAGAACACAUCACCCGAUUGCAGGCAAAUUUGGAGGGCCUGGGAUUCAACGUUGAGAGCCUCAAGCUUGGGGAUCCAUGUCCGCCCGGUGCCAACGUCAUCAUGUUGGCCGAUCUUGAGCGUCCACUCGUGGCUACCAUGUCAGAAUCAGAGUUCCUUCAUCUACAAAAGACUCUGGCCGAUGUCGCGAAUAUUCUAUGGGUGUCUUGUGGUGGUCUGUCGGCGGACAGCGUGAGCCCUGAGUCCGCAAUGACACGGGGACUCCUGCGUUCACUGCGAUCCGAAAGAGCGUCCCUCAAGGCGACACUCGUCGACUUCGCCCCCGGCGAUCUUGACUCGGAUGGCUUCAUUUUCAGGGUAUCGUCUUUAUCCUCCGCUCUCUUCAGCAAUGAACGACAGCUCGAUACCGAAUAUGUUGCCUGCGGCGGUCAGCUGAUCAUCAGCCGCCUCAUCCCAUCGGAUGAGAUCAACGAAAUACACGGAAACGCCGGUGGGGAAACGCAACUGCAGCCCUUUGAUCCUGAAGCCAGACUAGUAGGCAAGGUGGAGUACGGCAGAGUGGUCUUCCAAGCUGAUCACUUGGACGCGCAGCACUUGCAACCGGAUGAGGUUGAGUUCCGCGCGUUGGCGACAGGCCUGAACAGCGAGGAUCAGGCCGUUAUAACGGGCGCCUCUUUUGAAACUGACUUUAGUCACGAAGCUUCCGGCGUUGUCACCAGAGUCGGCGCCGCUGUCACGAGGGUCUCUCAGGGCGAUUACAUUGUCGCCUUCAGCUCGGCGAAGUUCUCCAACUACCAGCGCGUCGAAGAGUGCUUGGUACAGAAACUCGAUCUGACAGAGACCCCUUCGACCAUGGCCAGCCUUCCGAUGCACCAUGGCGCUGCUCUCUACGGGCUCCAGACCCUGGCAAGGCUUCAGGCCAAGGAGUCGGUUCUGGUUCUUCCCGGAGUGGGACUUCUUGGAGCAGCCGCCAUCCGGAUCGCUCAGGCACUCGGUGGCAUUCCGUACGUCGCUGUGCAUGACUCUUCUGAAGCGGAAGCUGUAUCAUCAACCUUUGCACUCCCAAAGGACCGAAUUAUAGUCGACUAUUGUCCUUCAGUACUGCUUGACCGAGACAUCGACGUGGUAUUCUUAAGCGGCUCGGUCGACUCAGCAGUAGCGCGAGAGGCAUGGCGGAGUCUACCGGCCUUCUCGCGGUUCGUUAGCUGCGGCACUGCCGCUGGAAUCACGUCUCUUGAUUCUGUCCCGGCGACUCGUGGUGCGAGCUACCUAUCCUUCAACCCUGCGAGUCUUUUCAAGAAGCCUCGUGUACUGGGUCAGUUACUCGAGAGGACAAUUACACUCUUCCGCCAAGGAACCAUCCCUGCGCCGUCGUUGGUCGUUCGCGACAUCUCAGAACUCAACGAGGCUGUUGCCUCCUUCUCGGAUUCCCUUUGCGGCCCGAAGACGGUCAUCUCGCACGAGAGCGGCGACGGCGCUGUGGACGUCAUCCGCGCCCGCCCGCACUUGCGUCUAAACCCAGACGCCACAUACCUUCUCGUCGGAUGCCUUGGUGGUCUUGGUCGCAGCCUCACAUCGUGGAUGAUGCAGCGUGGAGCGCGGGGCUUUGCGUUCCUGUCGAGGUCUGGAUCAGACUCUAGGCAGGCCGCCAUCUUGGUCAAGGAUCUGGAGGCGCGGGGUGCUCAUGUCCAGGUUUUCAGGGGAGAUGCCGCCGUCAAGGAAGAUGUGGCGAAGGCAGUGGGCUCGGUUCCAGUCGAUCGACCACUUCGUGGUGUUGUCAACGCCGCCAUGGUCUUACGGGAUGGCCUGUUUCAGAACAUGCCCUACGAUAGCUGGACAACGUCUAUCCGGCCAAAGGUCCUUGGCAGCAAGCACCUACACGAAGUAACAGCCGACCUUCCCCUGGACUUCUUCCUCAUGACGAGUUCGGUGUCCGGUAUUCUCGGGACGCCAGCCCAAACCAACUACGCCGCAGCCAACUCCUACAUGGAUGCGCUGGCUCGUCUGCGCCGCUCCCGAGGCAAACCGGCGUGCGCCGUGAUUCUCCCCAUGGUCCUGGGCGUCGGAGUUGUGGCCCAGAACCUCGAGCUAGAAGACUCUCUGAAACGCAAGGGCAUGUACGGCAUCGACCAAGAGGCGCUGCUGGACUCGUUCGAAGUCGCCAUCCUGGAGCAUCAGCAACAGUCUGGCGAGCGGCGGGCCGCGAGCCCCGAUCACCUUGUCGUCGGCCUCGACCCAGUGGAGCUGUACAAGACACGUCGCGAGGCCGGGGGCGACGUGGACGCCUUUUGGGCCGCGGACCCCCGCUUCUCGGCUCUCGUUCAAGCGAUGCAAGCUUGCGGCGGCGGGAAUCAAGGCGGAGCCGACGAGGCGGGGUCGAUCCUCACGCGGGUCAAAGUGGCGGGCGAGGAGUCGCCAGCAAAAGCGGCGGGCCUCGUGCGCGACCACUUCGUGGCCAAGCUAGCGCGCGUGCUCUUGGUCGAUGAGACCGAGUUCGGGGAGGAGGACAGCGGACGGUCCAUUGCGAGCUACGGGAUCGACAGCAUGAUUGGCGCGGAGCUGCGCAAUUGGAUCUUCAAAGAGCUGGCGCUGGACAUUGCCUUCCAGCAGCUUUUGAGUCCAUCGCUUACCAUCUCGAAGUUUGCUGAGCUGGUGUGUGUUACGCAGGGUAUUCUUGUCGAAUAG